UUGUAAUGUCUCCUCAAAAACAAACAAUACAGAAUCUAUUUUUCCAUUACAUCUUAUCUAUCUGCAACCCUGGAAUCCUUCCAUUUAAUAAACAAAAUAUCUCAAAAGAUGCCACUUAAAAAGUUAAAAUAACAUCAUUCAACAUUAACAUAUCAAAUUUAACUUUAAAUUCACUUCUAUAUCUCACUCAGAUCAGAACUUCAGAGACCAUGGAUGAAGAGGCACGCAUGGAUCUACCUCAUGAGUUGAUGAUUCAAAUCCUUCUAAGGUUACCGGUGAAGUCUCUUAUUCGUUUCAAAUGCGUUUCUAAGUCUUGGUUUUCUCUUAUCUCUGACACCAAUUUUGCAAAUUCACAUUUUCAAAUUACACACACUCCUAGAGUUUUAUUCAUAUCAACAUCAACUUGUGAAACUCGAUCUAUAGAUUUUGAAUCAUCGCUUAACGACGAUGUUUCUGUUUCUGCUUCGCUCAAUCUUGAUUUUCUGCUUCCUGAAUCUUAUCUAAAUCUUGAAAUUAAAGGCUCAUGCAGAGGCUUUAUAUUUUUGCACUGUUAUCCAAACAAAUACCUCUGGAAUCCAUCUACUGGAUUUCACAAACAAAUACCUUUCUCUCCUUUUGGUUCCAGUUUAUAUGCAGAGUAUUUCUAUGGUUUUGGGUAUGACCCUUCAACGGAUGAUUAUUUGUUGGUUUCAAUGCUCAUUGAUCCGGUUACUAAUAUUUCAUCGCAAUUGGAGUUUUUCUCGUUGAGAGGUAAUACGUGGAAAGAAAUUGAGAUCGAGGGUAGUCAUUUCCGUUAUAGCAAUCCCAUUGAGGAUGAGCAGCCUAAGCCGGGGUUGCUAUUUAAUGAGGCUAUUCAUUGGUUGGCUUAUCGUCAUGAUUCACGUUUAUUAAGGGAUGUUAUUGUUGUCUUUGAUUUAAUGGAAAGGAAACUUUUUGAUAUGGAUUUGCCAUAUGAGUUUGACCAUCAACUUGACUAUUGUGGUUUGUGGGUAUUUGGAGAAUUUCUUAGUUUAUGGGCUAAGGAUUGUUAUAUUGAUACAAUUGAAAUAUGGGUGAUGAAAGAAUACAAAAUGCCUUCUUCUUGGACUAAGACUCAUGUUCUGUCUUUUGAUAGUAUGCCCACGGAUUACUUUUCUCCAUUGUGUUGUACAAAAAGUGGUGAUAUUAUUGAAACGGAUGGUGAUACUGGAUUAGUGAAGUCUGAUGACAAAGGACAACUGCUUGAACAUCUCUCCUUCCAUAACGAUUCACAUGGAUCCCAUGUGGCUAUAUAUACCGAGUCUCUGAUUUCACUUCCUUGUGACGGUGAACAAGCUUAAGUCAAAGGACAGCCGAUGAUAUUAUUGGAACAGAUGCUGGUAGUGGAUUGGUGAAGUUCAAUGACAAAGGACAGCUGCUAGAGCAUCACUCCUACCGUAAUGCUUCACGUGCAUCUCAAGUGGCUAUGUAUACAAAGUCGCUGAUUUCACUCCCGGGUGACCGUGAACAAGCUUAAGAAGAAUGAGAAAGUUGUAAUAUGAGUGUGAUGCAUGAAUCCAAGCCUGGUUUGUAAAAAUGUGUGGUCACUCUAGGUUCAUUUUGUCCCUGAUGAGCAAGGUAAGCUCAUUUCUGCUUCAGUAGAUGGGUUGAUCUGCAUAUUUGAUACCAGUGGAGAUAUCAAUGGUGAUGAUCAUCUAGAGUCAGUAUGCUUGCUUGGGACUCAAAUUCGAUUUCCUUCAGUUGACUAACUUGUUAAAGGGCAGCUCGUAUCUGGAGAUGCCGUUCUGUUCCUCGAGUAAGAUAACCAACAAGGACUGGACCGACAUGUUACAAUUCAUGACAAUUGACAGGGGUAAGGAUGGAGAAUUGAGAUUGGGCUCAAUUGAAAAUCUGCACUAAGUUUGCAUCCCUCCCUCCCUGGCCAGUAAUUCAGUCUUACUCACUGAUGUAGUUAAUGCAUUGUCUAACAUUCAAUUUAAUCCUGAGAAAUCGACAAUUUACCUUUCGAUGCCACAAACACGGCCAACUUGCUUACUCUUUGUGGAGUAUCCCUCCCCUGUCAAGCCGAUGCUCCUAAACCAUAUGCUUUAGAGAGUUUGUUUCCUAAAAGUCGAAGUUCAUCAGAGCACCCUCCACAACGGAGUUCAAAGUCACUUUCAAGUUAUGCUCCAAAUUCUCCAUUGUUAGUGCCAACAUCAGCACCAAUACAAGAGCCAAAUGACAUUGAUGUAUCAACGCCAAGACCAAAUCAAGCACCAACACAGGCACCAAAUGACAGCUCAAACAAAAUAGUCAAACAAAUUAUGGAGAUAUUACUUUUCCUAUUAUUAAUUGCGUUUACUUUUGCGAUAUUUGGUACCCUUUUUAAUCUUCAUGGGUGUGACGACGGGCGACAUAUGAUUCCAUUUUAAAUCUUAACAAAGUGUUCUAGAUUUAUUUUGAAUUCAUGGUUGGUUAUAUGAUUCAAUUGCAUUUUUUGUUAUACCACUUAUCUGUAUUUAAUUUCGGGAGAGCACUAACCCAUUGUUGAAUCCUUGUUUUUUCGGUUAUUUUAUUAAAGGAAAACUCCUUAUGCUUAUUUCUCUUUAUUAAUUUGGAAAAAUGAUUUAGUUUGUCUUGCUUUUUGGGUUGCAGUUAGUUGUGUUCUAGAAAUGUCUAUGUAAGUAAGAAAAUAAUGAAGAGUUAUUUAGUUUGUCUUGCUUUUUGGGUUGCAGUUAUUUCUCUUUUAUGUAUUGAUGCUAAUAAGGUUAUUUCAUGUUCAUGAUGCAGUGCAUGUUAGUACCACUGCUCCAUCCCCUGGUAUGUUAGCAAUGGAGAAUUUGGUUUCCAGUUUGGCUCCUAAAAGUGAAAGUUCAUCAGAACCCUCUCCACAACGGAGUUCAAAGUCACUUUCAAGUUAUGCUCCAAAUUCUCCAUUGCUAAUGCCAGCACCAGCACCGAUACAAGAGCCAAACGACAUAGAUGUGUCAACACCAACACCAAAUCAAGCGCCACAUCGCAGUCCCAACAUAUUUAUGGAGAUAUUACUUUGGCUAGUCAUAAUUGUGUUUGUUUUUGCUAUAAUUCAUGCCACUAUAACACACGUUAGAGAAACAUCACAACCGAUAGAGACGAACACGUCGACAACAAACAUCAACAUCAUUUCUAUAAAUGUACAUCAUUAAAUAUGUUGUCAUUCCGAUCUCUUUCAAUUUGUUGGAUUUUGAUAUGAUUUGAGUUUUUGGGAUGUUGUUUUAUUUGGUUAGAACAUGAAUGGUCUUCUUUUGAUGUUAACGUGACAUAUUUGUUUUCAA
Molecule: messenger RNA, 3272 nt
Organism: Medicago truncatula (barrel medic)
Lineage: Eukaryota; Viridiplantae; Streptophyta; Magnoliopsida; Fabales; Fabaceae
Product: F-box/kelch-repeat protein At3g06240
Exons: 5
Coding region: 210-1319 (369 amino acids)
Molecular function (GO): protein binding
Source: RefSeq, a predicted model, not a curated record